Messenger RNA from Ipomoea nil (Japanese morning glory), 1486 nucleotides. Its product is annotated as LRR repeats and ubiquitin-like domain-containing protein At2g30105. The record is from RefSeq and is a predicted model, not a curated record. The transcript is spliced from 10 exons. NCBI's taxonomy places the organism in Eukaryota, Viridiplantae, Streptophyta, Magnoliopsida, Solanales, Convolvulaceae. Bases 45 to 1178 code for a protein of 377 amino acids. Gene Ontology annotation, molecular function: protein binding.
AAGUAGCAGAUCACUGUCGUGGAGAAGUAAGCAGAUAGGCGAAAAUGGAGGAAGGAAGAGGCAGCAAUCCUCAGAAGCCGUCUGCGAUUAUUGUGAAUGUGAAAUUCGCCGGAAGGAAUAUUCCGGUGGAAGUCUCCGCCGACGCGACGGUCAACGAACUUAAGUCUCUACUCCAGCCGCUCACCAAUGUCCUCCCUCGCGGCCAAAAAAUCAUCUCUAAAGGGAAAGUUAUUGGUGAUGAAAUGACACUGAGGUCCUCGGGCAUUGUUAAUGGCUCCAAAAUCAUGCUCAUGGGCUCCCAAGGUCUACACCAAGGGGAUGGGCCAAUUACAAAAGAAGCUUCACCAUUGUCAACUGUGAGAAGGCCACAUGAAUCUCAUAGGCCAAAAAUGGAAAAGUCUCAGGUUUAUGUUAAAAGGAGUGACCAUGAACGACGGUGGCAGGUUACUGGGGUAUUAGGAUUAUCUGAUAGCGGUCUGAAGGCCAUUCCUGAUGAAAUAUGGAACUGUGGACAUUAUGCUAGACUUCUUGAUUUGAAUAACAACUCAGUGAAAGAUGUUCCGGCUAAAAUUAGUCGUUUGGAUUCUCUUACGAAACUGUUCCUUAAUGCGAAUGGCAUUGAGGAUAAAUCUCUUAGCUGGGAAGGGAUAGCGUCUCUGAAACAUUUGGAAAUUCUUUCUUUGAACGAGAACCAAUUAACAAUUAUACCUUCCAACCUCGGUGCAUUGAGAAGCCUGCAGCAGCUUCAUAUUGCAAAUAACAAGUUAACCUCUCUCCCCACUGAGAUAGGCCUUUUGACUGCACUUGAGGUUUUGAAAGCCAAUAAUAACAGAUUAAACACCAUUCCAAAUAGCAUAGGUGGAUGUGCUUCUCUUGUUGAGAUUGAUCUUUCCUGUAAUCUUCUGACUGAGCUGCCUGAUACGCUUGGCACGCUGAAGGAUUUGAAGGCAUUGUAUCUCAGAAACAACGGUCUUACAUCUCUUCCUACUACUAUAUUCAAAUUCUGCACUAAACUCUCAACACUGGAUCUCCAUGCUACUGAAAUAACAGUAGAUCAUCUACGCCAGUUUGAAGGAUGGGAUAGUUUUGAUGAGAGGAGGCGUUUAAAGCAUCAAAAGCAGCUGGAUUUCCGAGUGUCUAGCUCAGGCCAAUUUGAUGAAGGUGCUGACAGAAAAUGAAUAGUGCAAAAAAACUCUUGCAUGAGUUGGCUGUCUGAUGAUAUCUUUGUACAACAUCCAUCACAUUGGCAUUCAUUCCUGACCCGCUAUAGAUACAAGUUCAAUCCCCUUACCCCAACAUUGAUAGCAAUCUGCAAGCUUCUGUUGCACAAGGAGGGCAAAAAUGACAGUAUGUAGCUAUAAUUAAAUGAGCUUAUUGAUUUGUAUUUGCUAUAGAACACCCCAUUCCCCAAAGGAUAGUUGUUGUUAUGAUUUUGUGGUUAGCGGUAUCACUAUAUGACUAGAGUUGACAGGUUUAAUUACAAUUU